UUGUUUCUAACCGGAAGAUUUUAUAGAAGGACCGUAAAGGACGUGCCUGAUUGGCUGGAUAAAAAUCCAGUUUUCUUGUCCAGUUCAUAGCACGUUAGCUGUACUAUGUUGAAUCAUAAUAUAAUAUAAUAAUGUGAUCUCUCACUACUCUUCUCAACAGACUUUAAUCAGCAGUGUGCUCUCGUCGCUCCAGACGCUAACAAAAUGGCUACGCUAGUUCUUGACAACGGAGCCUAUACGGCAAAAAUAGGAUACAACCAUGAAAAAGUCAGUGUCAUCCCAAACUGCCAGUUCCGCUCCAAGACGUCAAGGUUAAAAACCUUCACUGCCAAUCAACUAGAUGAAAUCAAAGAUCCUUCUGGUCUGUUCUACAUCCUCCCCUUCCAGAAGGGGUAUCUGGUCAACUGGGAUGUCCAGAGGAAAGUCUGGGAUCAUCUCUUUGGAAAGGAGAUGUUCAAGGUUGAGUUUGCAGACACCAGCAUCGUCAUCACAGAACCUUACUUCAACUUCACCUCCAUUCAGGAGUCAAUGAAUGAAAUCUUGUUUGAGGAGUACCAGUUCCAGUCUGCUCUCAGGAUAAACGCGGGCUCUCUUAGCGCUCAUCACUACUUCCAUAUGAAUCCCUCACAGCUUUGCUGCCUGGUGGUUGACAGUGGCUUCUCCUUCACCCACAUUGCUCCCUAUUGCAGGAGCAGGAAAAUGAAUGAGGGCAUUAGCAGGAUCAAUGUUGGAGGAAAGUUACUGACCAAUCACCUGAAGGAGAUCAUUUCUUAUCGCCAGUUACAUGUGAUGGAUGAGACCCAUGUGAUCAACCAGGUGAAGGAGGAUGUCUGCUAUGUCUCCCAGGAGUUUUACAAGGACAUGGAGAUUGCUCAGUUAAAGGGGGAGGAGAACACUGUGAUGAGGGAUUAUGUUCUACCAGACUUCAGCUCCAUCAAAAAGGGCUUCUGCAAGCCUCGAGAGGAGAUGGUCUUCACUGGAAAAUACAAGACAGGAGAGCAGAUCCUGAGAUUGGCCAAUGAGCGCUUUGCUGUGCCUGAGAUGCUCUUCCACCCGUCUGACAUCGGCAUCCAAGAGAUGGGCAUUCCUGAAGCCAUUGUCCACUCCAUUCAGUCCAUGCCGGAAGAGAUGCAGCCCCACUUCUACCAGAACAUCGUCCUGACUGGAGGGAACACUUUGUUUCCAGGCUUCAGAGAGCGGCUAGAGGCAGAUCUUCGAUCUCUCAGCCCCAGCCACCUCCCUGUGUCAGUACUGCUGCCUACAAAUCCAAUCUGUUACUCAUGGGAAGGAGGGAAGCUGCUGUCCCACAACCCGGACUACGAUGAGAUGGUGGUGACCAGGGAGGAUUAUGAAGAAAAUGGACAUUUCAUUUGUGAAGAAAAGUUUGACAUUUGAGUGGAUGGAAACUCUGAGCCUUAGUUCCCUGCGUGUCUCUGAGAUAGAAAGACUGAAUCUUAGUAAACAGAGUCAGUCAAACUGAUCAGUAACACAUCAACUAAACUUUUAUACUCAAGUCUGCGAUACUUUCAGAACAAACACCUUAUUUAAAACAUCUGCCUUGGAAAUCGGACUGUAACACAGAUUGAAACAAGUGAAAAGAAAAAAAUGAAGUGCUUGUUGAGACUGUUGUUGUUAUUUUAGUACUAAGUAUGCCAGUAAAGUAAGUCUGUUGUUGAUUUAGUGUGGAUGUGCCAUCUGACUGUUUUGUUAGGCUAACAACAGACUAACUACUCAAUAUCAGGACACCAGCAAAUAGACUCUACGUAGUGAGUGUGAAUGUUUAAAUCAUAGACGGAUGGCAGACAGUGUGGCUGAAAGCAAAUUUAAUUCAGUUGUCUAGAUUACGAACCACAAGAAACUCUUGGUAAUGAGGGAUGAAAUUUAACUGUGUUAAUGUAAAGUACAUCUUCCAAAGCCAGGUCAUCAAACAAAUAAGAUACUUUUAUACAAGAACUGUUUUUUUUUUUUUUUUUUACCUGCUCUUCUUUCAUGUAUGUUCAUAUUUGUCAUUGUUGCUGACAUUAAAAAAAGAAAAACAAAGUAAC
Messenger RNA from Myripristis murdjan (pinecone soldierfish), 2045 nucleotides. It is a transcript of the gene actr6, whose product is annotated as actin related protein 6. The transcript is spliced from 11 exons. The record is from RefSeq and is a predicted model, not a curated record. Bases 205 to 1395 code for a protein of 396 amino acids. NCBI's taxonomy places the organism in Eukaryota, Metazoa, Chordata, Actinopteri, Holocentriformes, Holocentridae.